Rana temporaria (common frog) is the source of this 11096-nucleotide messenger RNA. RefSeq names its product golgin subfamily B member 1-like. Gene Ontology annotation, cellular component: endoplasmic reticulum-Golgi intermediate compartment; cis-Golgi network; membrane. NCBI's taxonomy places the organism in Eukaryota, Metazoa, Chordata, Amphibia, Anura, Ranidae. The transcript has 16 exons. The record is from RefSeq and is a predicted model, not a curated record. The coding region runs from base 143 to 9907 and encodes 3254 amino acids.
GCUGUGUUGCUGAUGUGGCCGGAGGAGGAGUCGCCUGCCACCGAGAGGCACGGGAGGAAAUCAGAGUCUACGGAGAGCCGUGUGAGAGGAAAGGCGGAGGGCCGUGCACGGUGAGCCGGGGGAAGGCCGGAUUCUGCUCGGAAUGUUCAGUCGUCUGUCUGGCCUUGCUAACACAGUCCUACAUGAACUGUCUGGAGAUGGUGAGGGAUCGGACAUUGUACAAGUGUCUGACCCAGUGGCAGAAUCUGGUACAGUGGAGAAAAUGUCAGAGGACCAGAUGGAAACCAUGGCUCACUAUGAGCAAUUGGUGAUUCAGCUGAAGGAACUCAUCCAGCAAAAGGAUGCAGAGAUCCAGCAAAAGGACACUGAGCUUCAGCAGAAGGAAACGCAGCUUAAGUUGGAAAAGGAAGCUUCUGGUGCAAAAAUCACCAAAUUAAAACUUCAAGCAAAAGCCAAACUGACCACACUAAACAAACAGAUAGAGGAGCUCAAGAAAACUGCAACUAACCAGGUAAAUCCAGAUGGAAAUCAAAAUGCUCAUACUACAGGACAAACAUCGCAAAAUGUGCAGAACAAUGAGGAAAAUACUUCAAAACUACACGAAAACAUUAGUGAGCUGACAAGAGAACUUCAUGACAGUCAAAAGAACAUUACUGAGCUGACAAGACAGCUUUCUGAGAGCCAAGAGACAAUAGUCACUCUCACCCAUCAGUUUCAGGACAGUCAAGAAAUUGUUAAUGACCUCAGAAGAGCACUUAAUGAAAGUGGGGAUGCUGCUAGAGAGCUGCACAAAAAACAGGAAAAAGAGAAUCAACAUCUACAGAGAAAACUUGAAGAACAGAGCGAGGCCCUUGGCUCCCGCACUCAGGUGGUGCAGAUGUUGGAGCAGGAGUUGCAAAAUGCUGAACUUCAAAAACAGGUUCUCUCUGAGCAAUAUCGGGAAAUGGAACGAGAAUUGCUGUCUCAAAAAGAACGUGUUCAGGAAAUCAUGCUGUACAAAGAAAUGCUUGAAGACAAAGAUAAGGCAUACCAAAUGUUACAAGAAGAGCUGGAUAAAGAAAGAAGUGUCAACAGCCAGUUAGAGUCUCUAAGAACAGAGGUUGAAAGAGGAAUACAGGCACAAGAUGAACUAGAGCAGGCCAAACAAGCUUUGGAAAUGGAGAGGGAAGCCAGGAAACAAAUAGAAGAAGCAAGACAGCAGUUGGACAUGAAAGUACAGGAUGAUAUUGAAACAUUCAGAGCACAGCUGGAGAAAGACUUUCAGGAAAAACUAGAUACCUUGAGGGCAGAACUAGACAACGAGAAAAGAACUCUCAAGGAUUUAGAGGGGCUAAGGUCAGAGUUGGAAAUAGAGAAAGGGGCUCAAGAGCAGGAGUUGGAAAAGUUGAAAUCGGAACUGGCAAGGAGCAAAGAAGUCGAUGAAGAGGUGCAAAAACUCAAAGCAGAAUUGGAUGAAAGGAAAGAAUCUCAGGAACAAGUAAACGUUGAGUUGGAAAGGUUAAAAAGUGUUAAUGAGAUGCUAAUGGAGAAGGAGAAAUUUGGUCAGCAAGAUUCAGAAUUGGCCACCAAUGAAACAGAUGAUCUAAGUAUUCAGUUAGAAAAUGUAAAAAGUGAACUAACAAAGGGCAAAGAAAGCCAAGAAGAGCUGUCAAGACUAAAGGAAGAGCUAAAGAGAGUGAAGGAAUCACUGGCUGAUAUUGAUCAAGUGAAGGACGAACUAGAAAAGGGGCAGGAAACAUUACUCACGUUAGAUUUAAUGAAACAAGAAUUGCAAAAGUUAAGAGAAGCUGAAGUUCUGGUGGACACAUUGCAGCAAGAAAUAGACGAAGAAAAGCUUGAAAAGGUGAAAGACCAAUCGCAACAGGUUGGCGGAACAGACACUGUUAAUAACAGCACUGAAUUUAGUCAACACAAGGCACCUACUGAUGGAAAUGGAGAGGAAGAUGUAAACGAAAGGUUUGAAACUGAUGGACAGAAUGAUGGUGAUAGAGAUGAAGCAGUAAAUGUAAAAGAAGCAUUUGAAAGAGAGGGACACAAUGAUAUUGAUGGAGAGGAACCAGUAAAUGUGAAAGAAACGUUGGAAACAGAUGGAAUUAAUGAUGGUGAUAGAGGUGAAGCAGUAAAUGUAAAGGAAGUGUUUGAAACAUUUGGACACAAUGAUUUUGAUAAAGAUGAAUCCGUAAAUGUAACAGAAGUGCCUGAAACAGACGGACAAAACGAUGAACGUACUGAUGAAGAAUUACAUCAACUGUCAGAUACAAGUUCCAAAACACAGCUACAAGAAGAAUUUUCAGAUAUCCAUAUCCUGUUACCUGUGGAAGAUCACCUGAAAACUGUAAAUCUCCAGCCAGAGCAGAUGCUGCACUCAUCUGUAUUGGAAGUUCAGUCUCAUUCUGUAUCCCAGGAGGUAGUUGUUGAUGUUGUGAUGGAAGACAUAAAGGAAAAGCAGCUGUCCAUCCUUAUGUUGGACCUAGUAGAUACUCAGGAAGAAAUAAAUCAGUUAAAAGAACAACUGAAGGUGGAACAAGAGACAGAUCAUACUACGUUAACAGAGAAUUUAGAGGAAGGCCGCAAUUUGGAGGAAUGCAGAGAUUCUGACAUCCGAUCCCUGAAAGAGCAGGUGAAGGAACUAAUAUGCCAGUUGGAGGUUGUGACAUCUGAGAAGGAUGCUAUAACUUUAAAGCUUCAAACUGUCAUACAAGAGCAGAGACCAUCAGAAAGGCUUUCUCAGUAUGAGCUGGAACCUUCUGUUUUAGAAAAACAGGACGUGCCUGACUAUGAAAGUCAAAAUAUACUGGCAGAACAAGUAAAUAGUUUAGAAAAUGAAUCAAAGUCCAAAGAUGUAAAGGUUACUGCAUUACAAAAAGACCUGGAUAAUAUGAAUCUGCUGCUCUCUGAGCAGAAUUCUUUAUCAAGGAUACUGGAAAACCAGUUGGAAGAGAGGAAGAAAAGCAUUGAGAGCCUAAAUGAGCUGCUAAUUCUUAGCCAAAAUAAAGAAGAAAGACUGUGUGAGGCACUAGCAGCUAAUGAACGUGACAUAGUGUCUCUUCAAGAGCAACUUUCGCAAAAGUCUGCAGAGCUAGAAAUCCUACAACUUUCAUCAACGGAAAAGGAACAGCAGAUUGAGGAAGUCAGCCAUAGUUUUUCUGAUAAGAUGGUUCUUCUAAAUGAAGAAAAGUUUUCCAUGGUUCAAGAGAUAAAGUCCCUAAAAGAGCACCUGAGAUCAGUUGUCCAACAAAGUGGAAAAGGGGAAGAAUCACUGGAGACCCUAAAGAGAGACAACGCAGAGCUAAACCUUCAAAGAGAUAUACUUACUCAAGAGAAGUCUGGCCUUCAAGAGAUGAUGCAAUCUAUUCAGACAGAAUUUGAGGAGGUAAAAAGUAAACUGGAAAAUGUGUCCUCUAGUUACACGCACAGUCAAGAAAUUCUCAAGUCUGUUCAAGGUGAAAAAGAAGUGUUACACGUCCAAAUGGAAGACCAGAGAAGUGAAUUCCAGAAAAAACAGAAGGAACUUGAGGAACUGCAUAUCCAAGUUGAAAACCAAAGGCAAAAUUAUGAUCAGCAGUUGCAAUUCUUGACUGAAAAACACCAGAGUAGCCUGAAUGAUGUUAAUUGCUUGCAGAAAGAAAAAUGUGAAUUGGAACAACAGCUAAAAUAUUUUAAAUCGGAAGAUGAUUGUGAGGUAGGAUUAAAAGAGAAGGAGGAACUGCAUAUUCAAGUAGAGCAUCAGAAGAAAGAGAUCGAGCAGCUUAAAAGAAAGUUGCAGGCAGCACUAGUUAGCAGAAAGGAAUUGACUAAAAAAGUAUCAAAAUUGGAACAAGAUCUAGAAAAACAUAAAGCUGAAAAAGUUUUGGAUCCUGAAGAGAUGGUCUCUUUACAAAAUAGUAGCCUAAAAUCUGAAGAGGAAGUGGUAUGCAAACAAGACACAGAGGAGGAGCUUCUUAAACAAGUAGUCAGUCUUGAAUCUGAACUAGAACAUUUAAAGAAAGCGCUAUCUGAAAAAGGUUUGGCUAAUGAACAGCUUCAAAUUUUGAUUGACGAAUUAAGAGGUAAAUCCAAACAUGUUGAACAGGUAGAUAGAAUGGCAUCUGAAAAGCCAGAUAGUCCAUCCAAUCAAUUAAAUACAGAAGAGAAAGUCAAUAUGGUAUUACAGCUUGAAAAUAGAAUAACACAACUUGAGCAAGAAAAGGAAAACCUCCAAAAAAAAGUCCAAGAGGCUUUGAACUCUCGCAGGGACACCAUUAAAAAGGCACAAGAGAAAGAUCGGCACCACCGUGAACAGCUAAAACAACAGAAAGAAGAGUUUCAUCUCUUGCAAGAAAAUCUUGAAAAAAUACAGAGGAACCAAAAAUCAGAUUCAGAUUCUGCCAUGAUUCUUGAAGAACGAGCAAUGCAAACAGAAAUACCUUAUCCAGUAGACCAACUGUGUAGUGACUCUUCCCAUGGAGCAGAGGGCUUGAUGUCUGUGUGUGCCUCACAAGACAGUUCUGAAAAGUCUAACUGGAGAGAGGAAUGGGUAGACUUUUUACCAGGAAAGGUUGAAGACCUCUUAGUUCACAAAUCUCCUUCUACAGAUCUGACACUGGACAGCUAUAAAACACAGUUGGAUCUCUUUCAGUCUCAGAAAAAUGAAUUGGAGUUAAAAGCCUUGCAAUUGGAAGAGAAACUUGAUGAACGCUUUGAGGAGAUUUCAUAUCUACACGAUACCAUAGACCAUUUGACUACACAGCUACAACAAGAAAAAGACAAGUGUUUGGUUUUAGAAACACAAUCUUCUGUUUUUAAAACAGAGCUGGAAAAUAGCAAACAAGAAAUAUCUGAUCUACAGGAAUUAACAAUUGAGAAAAUAAAAGAUGAACUAACGCAUAAAAAAGAAGAGGUUGGACAACUUCACCAGGAGCUGGAAGAAAGCAAUAUAGCUCUUAAGAAUGCUAAUGACCUUGUUUCAGAAAAAGAUGAUACAAUUUUGUCUCUAAAAUCUCAGAUGGAGCUUCAAGCCAAAGAUCAUGAGGAACAUUGCAAAAAACUUGAAGUUAAAGUUCAAGAAGUACAACAAAAACAAGAAGAUGAAGUUGAAGGAGAAAAAGGAAAACAGCAACUUCAGCGAAAGCUUCAGGCUGCAUUGAUCUCCAGAAAAGAUGCACUGAAAGAAAGUAAGGCUUUGAAGUUAGAGUUGACGACUAUGAGAACUCAAAAGGAAGAUUUAGCGAAUAGACUACAAGUUGCAGAGGGAUCAGUAAGUGAACUGAACCUAGAAAAAGAAACUUUACUGAAUACGUUAUUUGCCCACAAAGAAGAACGAGGUAAACUGAUAAUGGAAAUAGAUAAAUGCUUAUUGGAAAAUCAAAACCUUGAAGCUUCCUGUGAAAGCCUGAAGUUGGCAUUAGUAGGAAUUACAAAAGACAAAGAAGACUUGAAUAAAGAGUUGGACACCUUGAAAAUGUCACAUGACUUAAAGGCAUCUGAAUGGCAAGACAAGCUGACUGACCUUCAAAAAGAGUAUGAGACAUUACUGCAGUCAUAUGAAAAUGUUAGUGAUGAAACUGAUCGAAUGAAGCGUGCAGUGGAAAUGGUGAAACAAGAGAAGCAAGAAUUAUUUACGAAGAUGAAACGUGUUGAGGUUGAAAAGAAAGAUGUAGAGAGCCAACUGGAAGAAUCACAACUGGAGAUAGAAAAUAUGAAGGAAAAGAUGAGAAAAUUUGCCAAAUCAAAACAGCAAAAAAUACUUGAACUUGAAGAAGAAAAUGAUAGAUUGAGAGUAGAAUUGCAGAAGGCAACAGAGGUGCAGAAAUCGAAUUAUUUACAAGAAAAUGUGGCGGUUAAAGAAGAGCUAACAAGGGUCCAAUCCGAAAACAAUGUCCUAAAAUCAGAACUGGAACUGGCUCAGUCUGAAAAGGAAAAUUUCACUAAGGAAACCGAAACGCUGAAGCUCCAACUGCACAGUGUUGAAUUAGAUUUGCAAAAAGUUCUAGAAGAGCGCAGCACUGAGAUACUAGAAAAGGAAGUUGUCAGCAAAACUAAAGCUAUUGAACUAAUGCAUUCAGUUCCUGAUGAUAAACUGGUUGUUGAUGAAAGAGUGGCUACUUUAGAUUUGCUUACAGAAAAUGAUGAAAAACAACAAGCAACCUUGAAGAAAAUGUCACAACUUGAAGAAGUUAUUGAAAAGUUAGAAACCCGUAUGAAGGCCAAAGAAAAUGAAAUUGAGAAAAUGAAUACAAUUAUAAAUGAAUUUCAGGAAGAAAAGCUAAGAUCAGACACUCUGUUAAGCGGAUCACAAGAUAUGAAUAAUAAAAUGGAGAAAGACUUUUCAGAUCUGAAAAAUAAAUAUCAAGUUGCUGUUAAUGACCUAGAUGAAGUUAAUAAGCAGAAGCAAGCCUUGGAAACUGAGAAGGAUGAGUUGGAAGAGAGGUUGAUGAAUCAAAUGGCUGAGCUCAACGGAAGCAUUGGAAACUUCCAGCAAGAUGCUGUGGACUUGCAGAUUAAAAAUGAAAGUUUGAAGCAAGAGUUGGAAAACCUUCAACUCCAACUAGAAGAGGAAAAAAGACAGAUGGAGAGACAGAAAGCUGAAGCCAUAUCUGAGGUUCAUAAAGAAUUUGUGGAAAAGUUAAAAUCGGUACAUCAAGGUGAAAAAGGCAAGAUGACCCAGUCAAAAGAGCUACAGGAAUUGCUCAAGGAAAAGCAGCAGGAAGUAAGACAACUACAAAAAGACUGCAUACAAUAUCAAGAAGCAAUCAGCCGGUUAGAAAGAACUUUUAAAGCCCUGGAAAUUGUGCACAGUGAGUGCGAGAACGAAAGGGUUGCCUUCAGCGAUAGAGUAGCAAAAGCUGUGGCAGACACAAAGAAGGCAGAGGCUGAGCAAACAUCGCUUCGUGUGUUACUUGAUGACACUCAGAGUGAAUCUGCAAGAAUUUUGGCUGAAAAUGUAAAGAUCAAGAAGGAAAUACGAAUAAUUACAGAGAACACUACACUUUUUUUUAAAAGAAAAGAAGAAGAUAUGGAAAAGAAACUUGAAGAGGAGAGGGUAAAACAUGUUAAAGAAAUGGCAAACUUGCAUGCGAAGAUAAGCUUGCUACAGCAAGACAAAGAACAGCUUGAAGGAUCCAUUAAGCGCCUACAGGGCCAUUUUGAAGAGAAGAACCAAGAAAUAAAAGCUAUGCAAGGAAAUCUGAAUCAAAACAUAGCAAAGCUUGCAGCGUUCACUCGUAGCAUGUGUUCUUUGCAAGAUGAUAGAGACCGUGUUAUAGAGGAUUCCAAAGUGUGGAAUGAGAAAUUUAAUGACGAAUUGCAGAAAAAGGAUGAUGAGAUACGUGAUAAAGAGAAACUAUGCAUGGAUCUUAAAAAUGAGCUUCUGCAGGUCACAUCUCAAAUUGAUGAACUCAAGGGUCACGUGAGCAGGCUACAGUUAGAAAAUGAAGAACUGGUCACGGCUGGGCAGACCGAGGUAGAGAGUCUUGUUGAAGCAAGAGAUUCUCUGCUGGAAGAAAAAUCGAUUCUUUCUUCCUGUCUGGAAGAAGAACAGAAGAUUCAUCAUGCCUGCCAGGAAGAGCUAAAAAUGCAAAGCCAGGAAGCAAAAGAUAGGCUAAACCAAUUGGAGAGUCUGAACAUAGAGGUGACACAGUUUCACAACGAAAAUAAGAAUUUGCUGGAAACCGUACAAAGGUUAGAGGCAGAAGUUCAAGACUUGAAGCUUCAAAAUGAGCAGACUCAAAGUGACCUGCAGGCUUCCAAAUCUUUAACAGAACAGCUGCAUGUAGAGCUGGAACAGAAAGAGCGAGAUGUUGUGCGGUUGCUAGGUGCUUGUGAUGAAGCAGUCAGUGUAGCUGUGGGAGAGGUAAAUGAACUGCAUGCAAUUCAGUGCAAAGCUUUAGAAGAGAGAUUAGAAGAAGCUGAAAAGGAUAGGAAACACAUGCAAGGAAAAUUAGAAGAACUGAAAACUCAACUAAAAGCCAACCAGGAAGAGUCUGACCGAAGUAAGGCGCAGUUACAGGCAUUCACUAAAUCUAUGUGCUCUUUACAGGAGGAGAGAGAACGGGUUUUGAGCGAUUAUCAGCAAUUGGAGCAAAGACAUCUUGAUGCAAUUCUUGCUAAAGAUGGCCUCAUUCAAGAGGCAGCAGCAGAAAGCAACAAGCUCCGCGAAGAGUUAAGAUACCUUCGAAGCCGCACUGAUGACCUAAAUGCACAGAAUGCUAAAUUAAAUGCUCAGCUAGCUCGCUACCGGGAAGACUUAAAAGAGGUGAUCUCACUGAAGGAUUCACAACUUAAGCAGUUAUUGGGGGAAAAAUUACAGGAGAUUGAAAAGUUGCGCCUUGAACAGAAUAACCAGGAGCUGCUGCUAAAUCAGGAAAAGGGACAGCGGGAUGCUCUGCAGCAGGAGUUAGAUGAAACAAAGAAGGAAAAACACAGAAGUCUAGAACAGGUUGAUAGUCUGACACGUGAUAUCUCACAGCUUAAAAACGAGAAUGAGGCACUUAGAAAUCAGCUUACACAGGAGGAACAUGAAGUGCAAAUCCUGAAGGAAGAGCUACUGCAAGUGAAAAAAGAAUUGGAAAGCAUCAAAGAAGAAGCUGUUUGCAUACAAGCAAAGGCUGAGGAGCGAGUGCGCCAUGCAGAGGAUGACUUGAAUAAGAAGCUCCAGAGCAUACAGCAUGAUACUGGCAUUAUGCGUAACGAGACCGAGACAGCAGAAGAACGAGUAGCAGAACUAGCAAGGGAUCUCAUGGAUGCAGAGCAGAGGCUGCUAGUUGCUUAUGAAGAAAAUGCUUCUCUUAAAGCUCAGAUACAAGCAUUUGGAGGAUCCAUGAGAUCUUUGCAAGACAGUCAUGAUAUUGCUCAAGAAGAAAUUAAGAGCUUGCAGGACCAAUUUAAAGAAUUUCUUAACCUGAAUGAAGAGCUUGGCUUAGUAAAAACAGAAAGGGAUAACCUUAAUUUCAUGCUAUCAGAAAGCAAAGAGGAACAACAACGGAUACAAAUUCAACUGAAAGAGCCUAUGUCCAGCUUGCAGGUGCGAGAGGAAGAAAUCCGUAGAGUGACCGCUGAUUUUCAGGGUUCACAAAUGCAGCUUCGCAAUAUGUCCAAAGCAAUGGGAAGUCUGCAGGAGGAUCGCGAUAGAUUGCAAAGUAGCUUGAAGACACCACCUAGGGAAAUGGAGAGGACUCUGCAGAGCUCAUACCAAAAAGACAACAAGACCUCCAGUGAUCAUUCCAACCGUUUACUAAUGGGAGACCUUCAGAGCACACAGGCAGAAAUGCAGAACCUACACACUGAACUCUGUGACGCACUCGGUCAAGUACACCAAAAAGAACUAAUGAUACAACAGCUCAAUGUUAAGCUUUCUCAGAUAUUCGAAGAGAAAAGUUCUUUAUCUCUCCAGCUGAAUGAUAACAACCAAAGUCUUAGAGAUGCUAUCAACCGGUGUUCAUCCCUUGAGCGACAGCUGCAUGAAAUGCAUCCCAAAAGUUCGGAUACUUUACUGAGUGAUUCGGCACCUGGAGCCCCACAAGAAAGGAAGGAACCCCAAACUGAAGCCGAUAGACAACUCGUGGAGCUUCAGCAAAGAUAUCUGGAACUGAAGCAACAGAGUAAUGAACAUGAACAUGUCAGGUCAGUCCUUGAGCAACAGCUGAGGGAGGAACGUCAAAGAGCAGAGGACAAGAUACAGGAAUUGGAAGAAAAUAUAAACAGGUUGGGUUCACAGGAUUGGUCAGUCCGUGAGGAACCUGUUGCACCACAUGAGCUGUCAUUGCUAAUGGAGCCACAUGAUGUACCAAAUGUUAAGGCAAGAAGCUCACCACUAAAAAGACUACUGCGGCUUGUGUUCUGCUCUCGCACCAAAACCCCCUUGCUGGCUUCUUUGUAUCUAUUACUUAUUCAUGCACUACUAUUCUUAUGCCUAACUGGGCAUCUGUAAGAAUAUAUGCUUUUACCACGAAAGUGAUGACAUUGGAGUUGAAGAGCACCAUUCCAGCCCUCAUGCUGAACAUAGUUGGGAAAUGAGUUGAAGCCAUGACUAGCACCAAGAGAUUACUAUUCUUAUCUUAGUUGUGUCUUCACGGAAAGUGUGGAACGGCAUCAUAUCUUGUACUCAGGACUCCAGCACUAUACAUUCUGAAGAUGAUGUCAGCAGCAUCACUGGAUGCAACACACCGCUUUCUAAAAGUCAGCAUGCCUUGAAAAGGUUUUCAACUUUUUUGACGGAUGGCAAGCAUAGACCUCUAACCCAGUUCACCUUUGUUGCCUUUUCCACAACUCUUAGGCUGGUUCAGUUCUCUCUGUGAUCUCAGAAAUAAUGUUUAUUCUAUAGAAAUUUUAUGUCCUCACUUUGAUUGUGCUAAAUUGGGAGGGAGAGGUUGUGUAAACCUGUAAAUAUUCUGUUUAAUAAGAAUGUUGCAUAUUUAUAUAUUACCAGUUACUGUUUUCUCUUUCUAAAAUAACCUUUGGAAAGAGUUUGUAUUUAUUAUUGCUAAUGCGCGGUAUUGCUUGUGUGCAUUUGUAAUAUUUCAUUCCUGUAUGUUUCCCUAAAAUUGCUAUUUGAUUUUUUUUUUUUUCCACUUGUGGGUUUUUUUCUUUUGCUUUUGUGUAAUUUGCACAGAAUUUUUUCAUAUCAUCAUGACUUUCUACAUCAGGAACUUACAGAACCAUGUAGAUGUGUAAUUGGCUAUUAUUGCCUUUUAGGGAGCCUAAAGCUGCCCUACCCUAUACAAGCGGAUUGUAAAAUCUCUGUGCAAAAACCAACUUUGAGAUAUGAGGACAAACCUAAGCAAUCCUUUCAAUUUGUAUGAAAUCAGGCAGCCCCUUGCACUGCAUAGUUGUAGUAGUGCAAUUCGAUUUGUAUAGUCGGCUUUAGCUCUAUGUACAUCCAGGCUUCAUUUUUUAAAUUGGGGAACUAAAGAAAUAUGGAACAGCCUCUGGAAUUUAUUUCCCCUAAUGACUCUAGAAAAUGAUCCAAAUAAAAACUCAUAACAACUAAGGCCUCCACUGGCGAAAGUGACUCAAGCCUAACUCCAUGUUUCAUUGAACUUUAAAUAGUUGUUUUCGAUCAAGCUGGUCCAAGACGUAAAGAGUGCCCCCUUGUCCUCAGUGUUGACCGUAAAGUGAAU